AUGACGACGUUAUUUGAGAAACGAAGCAUUUACGAAGAGACGAUCGCGAGAGGCGAUAUAUGCCUCUCGGACCUACGUAACUGGCGUAUAGUCAGUUCACUGGAGCCGGAGUUUGUCUCGCAAAUUUACAUGGUCAUGGUUUACGGUAAUUGUGGUGAUUAUGCCUUAAUCGUGACGAGGGACAAAAUGGUGUAUGCUUUGGGGACCAACAUUUACGGUUGUUUAUUUACUGAAGACACGUUCUCCACGCUAUAUCCCAAGAAGGUAGAGGACCUGUGCACGAUAGAUAUAAAGAUGUUCGCAUGUGGCAAUGGACCUCAUGUUCUAGCACUUACAAAGGAAGGAAAUGUAUAUUUCUGCCGUUACAUCUAUGAGGAAUUAAGUGAUUCACGUCAUUCUUAUGAUUCAGAAUCAGAUGACCUUGAAACUAGUUCGCCUAGUUUAAUGAAAAUACUUCCUUUGGAAGACAAUCUGAGUCUGAAUCGUGUCGUGGACAUAGUAUGCGGGUAUGACCAUUUCAUCGCUCUAACCGAGCAUGGUCAGUUUGAUGUCUUGCCUGGGAAGAAAGUUGUCUACGUGUCCUGCGGUCAGGGCUUCAGUAUCGUGAUCAUCGAAAAUGGCGAGAUAUAUGGUUGGGGUGAUAACGGUUAUGGUCAGCUGGGUGUAGGCCAUAUUCACGACCGAGAGAAGCCAUGUCGAAUCAAUUCAUUGGAAGGAAUUGUGAUAGUUAAGGUGGCUUGUGGGUACCAUCACACGCUGGCGCUCACGGACAAAGGGGACCUAUACUCCUGGGGUGAUAAUCAUUACGGCCAGUUGGGGAUCAGCAACAAAACGCAUUCCUUUAAACCAAUCUUGGUCGAGCAUCAAAUGGGAAGAGUGUUCGACAUUGCCGCUGUAUUUAAUAGUCACAUAAGCAUCGCCGUCGGCAAUGAAGGACGUGUUUUUGUAUGGGGUAACUGCCGUGAACAGUCAAUCAUGAUUCCAAUCAUUACUCCAUUCUCGGACGUGCACAAUGCGCUUGCAUGUUAUGGGUCGCCAUGUGCUAUGCACAAACCGCUGAUACUGAACGUGAACGAAGAGUCGCGGCUGGACAUACUGAAAUGUCUGCGAAUUGCAUUCGACGAUCUCUUGACAAGCGACCUUACAAUAGAAGUCGGGAACCAAUUUAUACACGUGCAUAAGGCUAUUUUGAUGAUCCGCUCUUCGUACUUUAAAACCAUAUUUCAGCACGAUUGGAUGGGAAACAACCAGAAUAUUAUUAAGCUUGAUCAAUUUUCCUAUAUCGUCUAUAAAGCCUUCCUGAAGUACUUGUACACCAACGUAGUCGAUUUAUCCUGGAAACAGGUGGUAGAACUUUUGGAACUGGCUGACUUAUACUCCGAGGGGGAUCUUAAGAAGAAAUGUAUUCAGAUGCUAAGGGAAGAAAUUACCGUACCGAAUGUCGCCUACUUAUAUAGCAUUGGAGUCAAAUAUAACGAGGAGGAGUUAGAACAGUCCUGCGUCAAGUUCACCAGAAAUCACAUGACGGCUGUGACGCUGACGGAAAAUUUUGCCAAGCUUGACCCGAAACACAUGAUAAUAUUCAUAAUAGAGGCGGGCAAAGCUGGAGGUUUUAAAACGUAA
This is a messenger RNA of Mycetomoellerius zeteki, 1623 nucleotides long. Its product is annotated as RCC1 and BTB domain-containing protein 1-like. The record is from RefSeq and is a predicted model, not a curated record. Lineage: Eukaryota; Metazoa; Arthropoda; Insecta; Hymenoptera; Formicidae. Gene Ontology annotation, molecular function: protein binding. The coding region runs from base 1 to 1623 and encodes 540 amino acids. The transcript is spliced from 11 exons.